Messenger RNA from Myotis brandtii (Brandt's bat), 3632 nucleotides. RefSeq names its product ring finger and SPRY domain containing 1 (gene RSPRY1). Gene Ontology annotation, molecular function: protein binding; ubiquitin-protein transferase activity. The record is from RefSeq and is a predicted model, not a curated record. The coding region runs from base 481 to 2211 and encodes 576 amino acids. Gene Ontology annotation, cellular component: cytoplasm. Lineage: Eukaryota; Metazoa; Chordata; Mammalia; Chiroptera; Vespertilionidae. The transcript is spliced from 15 exons.
GCCCAGCCGCCGUGCCCCGGGAAGCCCCUGGGGACGCGGAGCGGGGGGAAGUCCGAGGGCAGGGGACGUCUCGGGGAGGGAGGGGACAGUCCCCGAGUCUGCGGCGGGAGACCGGACUAGGGUCGGGGGAGGCUCGGGGAAGGGGCCCCGGAAGGGCGGCGUUUGGCAGAGCCCGGGAAACAGCCCGGAGAUUCUCCACGGAGGCCCGCGCGGAAGGCGCCUGAAGAGGUUCCUGGAAGAGGGUGUUCCCCCUUUAGGGGGAUGUUGACCGGAGGAGGUGCUCGGGGGUCGCCCUUCUGAGAAGGCCGCGGCGAAAGGGGCCCAGAACUGCUGCUGGAUGACCAGGAUUCCCUGUAAUUGAGAAUGUUGGAGAUCAACUCUGCAACUUUCUUCAGCGUUCAGUUGUUAAAAACAGAUAGGAUGCAAGUGUCUCAACCCCGGAUUAUGAAAACAAUACUUGGAAAACUGAAAACUAUCUAAAUGAUUGUCUUUGGUUGGGCCGUGUUCUUAGCAAGCAGAAGCCUUGGCCAGGGUCUGCUGUUGACUCUUGAGGAACACAUAGCCCACCUCCUGGGGACUGAAGGUGCUGCUGCUGCCAUGGGGAACUCCUGCAUCUGCCGGGAUGACAGUGGAGCAGAAGAUAGUGUUGACACCCAGCAGCAACAGGCCGAGAACAAUGCAGUACCCACUGUUGACAUAAGGAACCAACCCCGGGAUCCUGUUCGGCCACCAAGGAGGGGCCGAGGACCACAUGAACCACGGAGAAAGAAACAAAACGUAGAUGGGUUAGUGCUGGACACACUGGCAGUCAUACGGACUCUUGUAGAUAAUGAUCAGGAACCUCCCUAUUCAAUGAUUACAUUGCACGAAAUGGCAGAAACAGAUGAAGGAUGGUUGGACGUUGUCCAGUCUUUAAUUAGAGUUAUUCCAUUGGAAGAUCCAUUGGGACCAGCUGUUAUAACAUUGUUACUAGAUGAAUGUCCAUUGCCCACUAAAGAUGCACUCCAGAAAUUGACAGAAAUUCUGAAUUUAAAUGGAGAAGUAGCCUGCCAGGACUCAGGUCAUCCUGCCAAACACAGGAACACAUCUGCUGUCCUGGGCUGCUUGGCCGAGAAACUAGCAGGUCCUGCAAGUAUAGGUUUACUUAGCCCAGGAAUACUGGAAUAUUUGCUACAGUGUCUGAAGUUACAGUCCCACCCCACAGUCAUGCUUUUUGCACUUAUCGCACUGGAAAAGUUUGCACAGACAAGUGAAAAUAAGUUGACUAUCUCUGAAUCCAGCAUUAGUAACCGGCUUGUUACAUUGGAGUCCUGGACCCAUGAUCCCGACUAUCUGAAACGUCAAGUUGGUUUCUGUGCCCAGUGGAGCUUAGACAAUCUCUUUCUGAAAGAAGGUAGGCAGCUGACCUAUGAGAAAGUGGACUUGAGUAGCAUCAGGGCCAUGCUGAAUAGCAAUGAUGUCAGCGAGUACCUGAAGAUCUCGCCUCAUGGCCUGGAGGCUCGCUGUGAUGCCUCCUCUUUUGAAAGUGUGCGUUGCACCUUUUGUGUGGAUGCCGGGGUGUGGUACUACGAAGUAACCGUGAUCACUUCCGGUGUCAUGCAGAUCGGCUGGGCCACACGCGACAGCAAAUUUCUCAAUCAUGAAGGCUACGGCAUCGGGGACGAUGAGUACUCCUGUGCUUACGAUGGCUGCCGGCAGCUGAUUUGGUACAAUGCCAGAAGUAAGCCUCACCUGCACCCGUGCUGGAAAGAAGGAGAUACGGUAGGAUUUCUGUUAGACUUGAAUGAAAAGCAAAUGAUCUUCUUUUUAAAUGGCAACCAGCUGCCUCCUGAGAAGCAAGUCUUUUCGUCUACUGUAUCUGGAUUUUUUGCUGCAGCUAGUUUCAUGUCGUAUCAACAGUGUGAGUUCAAUUUUGGAGCAAAACCAUUUAAAUAUCCACCAUCUACGAAAUUUAGCACUUUUAAUGACUACGCCUUCCUAAGAGCUGAAGAGAAAAUCAUUUUGCCAAGGCACAGGCGUCUUGCUCUGUUGAAGCAAGUCAGUAUCCGGGAAAACUGCUGCUCCCUGUGCUGCGAUGAGGUAGCAGACACACAGCUGAAGCCAUGUGGACACAGUGACCUGUGCAUGAAUUGUGCCUUGCAACUGGAGACCUGCCCAUUGUGUCGGAAAGAAAUAGCGUCUAGAGUCAGACAGAUCUCUCAUAUUUCAUGACACACGGGAAGAGACACACGGACUUAUUUCUACUCAAUUCCAGCCAGUGUGGAAAAGAAAAAGAAAAAACCCAUCUCUAAUCAGUUGUACGCACAUUGAAACUUAUAGCCAUGGCCAGAUUUUAUGCUAAAAAUGGUAGUUUGUCAAAGACAAAAUUCUCUUAGAAUCUAACCCAACUUGCCAGCCCUGAGAAAUUCCUUUCAAGGCCAAGGAAAGCUGAGUGCUAACAAGUGAGGCCUGUGGUACUUCCCUGAAGCGAUAGGGGGCAGCACCCUCGCGAGCGCUGGGGCCACACCGGAUUUCUCCCUGUUGGGUUCGUUUGAUUGUCUAACACAGGAUGUUUUGUCUCAUAUUCUGAAGUUUUAUUUGGACAGAAGGUCAUUAUGGAGAAGUAAACGGCAGCAUUUCUGGGUUGAGUAUAACUUCCCGUUGGUCAGAGAUAGCGGUGUGUUAAGUGUGGCUAUUGCACUGUAAAACUUGAAUCUAUAAAACUAGAACCACACAGGUCAAUACUACAAGCAAUUUGGAGAGCCUGAAAGAAGGUGCACAGACUGUAGAAAACUCCCAAACUUUUGAUAUUUCAGUGAUUCCAAAGAACAUUCUAGUUUUUUUUAAAUGCAGAAAAUCGGUGGUAUUUUCACAUUCAUGGUGUUUCUAUCCAACUUCAGUACCCACAUUUCGUGAGGAAAACAUGUUUUAACAAUGCAGGAUGAAUUCUUGAAUUAAUUGCAAUGUUUGGAGAAAAUUUGGUAUUUAAGGUAUUUUUAAGGUACCAUGAAAUCAGGUUUUUUGGUUAAAAAAAGUUGUUUUUAAUCAGUAUUGUUUUUGAAAGUAACAUACUUUGAAACGCUUGAACUAACAGUCUCAGAAACUCUUAGAAGACAGUCUGAGAGCACGUAUUCCUGUUGUUUUGAAUAAAUAACAUGUUUGAAUGGUGAAUUCAAUCAUGGAUUGCUGACUGUAUCUCCAUCAAAGUGUUCCUCCCUCUCAGGGUCUCUGGUGAAGACCUUCAAGAGUUUGGUUUUUUUCUCCCAGAAAAUUGGAAGGUAGAAUUGUAAAUCCAUAGAAUUUACUUUAUAAUGGUGUACCUCAGCAGCUGCCUUUCAAUUUAUGCCAAGUCCUUACUGAGUUUAUACUUGAAUAGUAAAUAUGUCUUCUGAGUUUUACAGUGUCUUAAACUCAAUGCACAUUUUUUCUUCCUUCCCUACCCUUUUUUGUUUGUAGUUCAUUAAAAUGUCCUCUUAUAGUGCUGGUUUCCUUCCUGGCCGUACUUGUUGGGGUGCUGGAUUUUUCCCAUGUCGUUAGUCUUCCAUAAAUUCAAAAAUAUAUAUAAAUAUAAAUAUAUAUAUAUAUGUUCUUUAGCUUGUGGUGAAUACAGUAAUUUGCAUUGAAGAAAUAAAACAUUUGUUGCCUUUUUUUAA